AUGAGUUCCAGGACACUCAGAAAGCUACAAAAUGACGAUGAGCUAUUGAAAUCUCUAGUGGGUGACGCCGAUGAGAAUGAUGCAAAUUUUGCCAAGCCAGUUCCCCAAACCAAUAUAUUUGCCUUAAUGAACGAUGAAAAUGAGUCUGAAAGUAAUGAAGAGGAAAAUGAUAUUAAUGAAGAGACGCAUGACCCAGUCAUCAUUAAAGAACCGAAAAGUGCUCCCGAAAGAAUAACUCUUCCGAUCAAAACCAAAAAGAAAGCUAAUCGAAGGAAGAACAGGAAAAAGACGAAACAAAAAAAUUCUCAGCAAGAGGAGCUCGAGAAAACAGAUGGUGAGAGUGAUGAUGAUUUGGAGAGGAUGAUUCAACAGUUUCGCAAAAAAGAUGUCCAGACGUACGGACUGAAAGAAGCGAAAUACCAUGAAAAUGAAAGUAGCGAUAAUGAUGAAUAUGAGACUGCAUCCGAACCGGAGGAUGAAGAUUUGGUAAAAAUAUCUGGUGAGAGCUCAAUGCAUGAUCUACGGUAUGAUUCAGGUUUCGCGAAGUUUCCCAUCAAAUAUAUGAGAACUGGUUUGAGGUUCUUCAAUGAUGACUUCAAGAAGCUCGAUCCCCAUUUCGAAUUCAAAAUGCUAUUUGGUGAUCUGACAUCCGAAUCUUUGGAUGAUAUAGACUCUAUGACAUCUACUCACGUCUCGCCUCAGCAAUUGAAGCAGAUUCAACGAAUGAAACGCCUUUUGAAGAAUUGGGGUGGAAAGGAUCAUAAAAGUGUUCCUAAUGGACCUGGAUUAGGUGCACAUCGUUUGAAGUUUACAAAAGUUCAGGAAGAUUGGUUACCUACCCCAAGAGGAGAAUUAAUGAUGCAAAAGCUGUCAGCAGAUGAUAUAUUAAACUGGCAACUGUGGCAAAGGCGCAAUGAUUGGAAGGAUGUUAUCGAGGAAAACUUGGCCGACUGGGAAAAGUUUGUGACUUAUUAUAAAUUUGAGCCAUUAAGUCCAGACGCUAACAAAAAGGGUAUGACAGACUUUUAUAUGAGCGUAGUAUUGCAUCCCGACCAUGAAGCUCUUAUUAAUUUGAUCUCAUCAAAAUACCCGUACCAUGUUCCCGCCCUGUUGCAGGUCGCGUUAAUUAUGGUAAGACAGGGUGAUAGAUCGAACACCAAUGGCCUUCUUCAGAGAGCUCUUUUUGUCUUUGACCGUGCGCUCAAGAGUACUAUAAACUUUGAUUCACUCUCAUGUCAGUUGCCUUACAUUUAUUUUUUCAAUAGGCAAUUCUAUUUGGCUAUUUUCAGAUACAUUUUGACCUUGGCGCAGAGAGGUGCUAUGGGAACAGCAAGUGAAUGGUGUAAAGUUCUAUGGUCCUUGAGUCCGCUAGAAGAUCCAAUAGGCUGUAGAUAUUUCAUCGAUCACUAUCUACUGCUUAAUAGUGAAUUCCAUUACUUAAUCGGGCUUUCGAGAUCUUCACUAACAAAUGUAUAUAAACAGUGGUAUACUCUCGGAAUAUCUUUGGGUGCGGUUUUAAGUUAUUUACACAUUGAUGAUUACUCAGCCGCCACUAAGGAAUUGGCAAAGGCGUUCGAACACCACCCAUAUGCGCUUUCCAUUCUUUACAAAGAGAAGUUUGAGGGAACAGAGAUCUCAGAUUUUGAAUUAAAUUGUGGGGGCAAGGAAUCAGAUGUUAUAGAAUUGAAGGCAUACAUGGCUAGAUUUUCAUCGUUAUGGAAAAAUACUGAGCAUCUAAAUUUUUUAAGUCGCGCACUGAAAUCGCUGCUUCGUGAUCACCAACGGAAUUUGUAUAAUGCAUCUAUCGAAGGGGAAGAUAAAGUCAAUGGUGAAAUGAACCCCUUUUUCAUUGACGGAAUUCCAAUUAAUCUGUUGCGGUUCGCUGUACUAUCUGAAGAAUCUUCUGUAAUGGCAUCUAUUCCACAAAAUAUUUGGUCGGAUCACGAGGUAUUUGAUUUCGAUGUUCUACCACCAAAAGCAGAAACUAGAGAAUCAAUUGAUACCAUAGAGACAAUCAAAAGUUUUAUUAAUGAACGAGACCUCCUAGCCUCCCAAGUGAAUGUUAUGCAGGAUGAAGAUCUAUUGAAUCAAAUCAGACAAAUGUCUCUUGAAGAAUAUUUGGAAAAUGCAGGUGCAGGCGAAGAAUGA
Molecule: messenger RNA, 2148 nt
Organism: Zygotorulaspora mrakii
Lineage: Eukaryota; Fungi; Ascomycota; Saccharomycetes; Saccharomycetales; Saccharomycetaceae
Gene: RQC1
Product: Rqc1p
Exons: 1
Coding region: 1-2148 (715 amino acids)
Biological process (GO): ribosome-associated ubiquitin-dependent protein catabolic process; rescue of stalled cytosolic ribosome
Cellular component (GO): RQC complex
Source: RefSeq, a predicted model, not a curated record